CAGGAAGGCAGCAAGUGAGUAUCUGAGGGGGAAGGGUGAGGUGCACGGCACAGUGAUCAUCGAUAUCUCCAUUGGGGAUGGCCCUGGGGACAGCAAGGCGUGGGGAUGCGAUCUCAGCUAUGACUAUGUCAAGAUUAAUGCGGAGUACACCACAUAA
Molecule: messenger RNA, 157 nt
Organism: Closterium sp. Naga37s-1
Lineage: Eukaryota; Viridiplantae; Streptophyta; Zygnematophyceae; Desmidiales; Closteriaceae
Source: the annotation of a GenBank genome assembly